AGACAGCUUUAGCACGACAGUGCCACCCCACCCUCUCUGAUUCAUUCUCCCCAUUCCCCAACGCCAACUGAAAGUCUGGAACGGCUCACCCACCGCUCUCACUCCCCCCGCUCCUCCAAAUCUCGCCCCUUCCGCCAGAUCCAGCCGCCCCAGGCCCCCAGCCAUGUCGUCCUCCGACCAGGAGGAGGAGUACCACGACGAGGGCUCCCCGCUCUUCCGCGACGACUCCGAGGACUCCGGCCGCCGCCGCCGCUCCUCCUCCGGCCCGUCGUCGGCGGCGGUGGGCGAGGUGCCGGUCUCACAGUCCAUCAUCAAGGCGGCCAGCAACGUCUGCUUCUCGCUCUUCGUGCUCGCGGUCCUCGCCAUCACCGUCGCCGCCGUCACCUACCAGCCGCCCGACCCCUGGCUGCAGUCCUCCGCCGCCCUCACCACCUCCCUCUCCCGGGUCCUCCCCAACUCCACCUUCCUCGUGCCCGACGACUCGCUCCUCCCCACCGGCGAGGACUUCAACUCCUCUUCCUCCUCCGCCGCCGCUCAGCGAGACGCGACCGACCAGGCUGCUGCUGCCGACGCCACCCCCGCCGCCGCCGCGGGGAGCUGCGACGACAACGACCCCGACGCGCCGGUCAACUGCUCCGACCCGCGCGUCCUCGCGGCCGUCAAGGCGUUCAAUGCCAAGGCCUUCUUCCGGAAGUCCAUCGUCUUCCUCAGCUACGAGGCGCCCGUGCCCGGCCCCAAGCCCGGGGAGUGUGACGUCGCCUGGCGGUUCCGGAACCGGCGGGAGAAGUCGUGGCGCCGGUACAGGGACUACCGCCGAUUCGCGCUCACCGCUGGGGAGGGGUGCGCUCUCGAGAUCGUCAGCGUCGGCAAGUUCCGGUCGGGGAAGAACGCUGCUCGCUCGCCGCGUCGGACAAAGGGUCCCAAGAGCCCGCACGUCGCGGCGCCACCGGUUGAUGCGGAGAUCAAUGACACGGUCCCGGUGGUUGGGUCAGAGGCAGAGUUCAGGAAAGGGAAGUACUUGUACUACAUGAGGGGCGGUGAUCAUUGCAAGAGCAUGAACCAGUUCAUAUGGAGCUUCUUGUGUGGGCUUGGUGAGGCCAAGUUCUUGAACCGGACGUUCGUCAUGGAUUUGAACAUGUGCUUGUCCGGGGCUCACACGGAGGAUGGCAGGGACGUGGAUGGGAAGGAUUUUAGGUUCUACUUUGAUUUUGAGCACUUGAAGGACUCUGUGUCUCUGGUGGAGGAAGGGGAUUUUCUCAAGGAUUGGCGGCGCUGGGACAAAAAGAAGGGUCCAGGACGGAUCACGGUGCGCAAGGUACCAACAUACAAGGUGACUCCAAUGCAACUUAGGAGGGAGAAAAGCAACAUCAUUUGGAGGCAGUUUGACGGGAAGGAGCCUGAGAAUUACUGGUACAGGGUUUGUGAGGGGCGAGCUGCCAAGGUCAUCCAGAGGCCUUGGUAUGCUAUCUGGAAGUCGAAGAGGCUGAUGAACAUUGUAACUGAGAUUGCAGGUAGGAUGGAUUGGGAUUAUGAUGGCUUGCAUGUGGUCCGAGGUUGGAAGGCACAGAACAAGAAGAUGUACCCAAACUUGGAUGAUGACACGUCACCUGGGGCAAUUGUCGAGAAGGUGACAAAGCUUAUUAAGCCGAUGCGGAACCUCUACAUUGCAACAAAUGAGCCAUUUUAUAACUACUUUGAUAAGCUCAGGUCAUACUUCCACGUGCAUUUGCUUGAUGAUUAUAAGGAGCUUUGGUCAAAUACAAGUGAAUGGUACAAUGAAACGACGACGAUUACUGGUGGGAAGCCAGUGCCGUUCGAUGCAUACAUGAAGGUGAUUGUCGACACCGAGGUAUUCUAUAGAUCAAAGGCAAAGGUUGAAACUUUCAACAACCUGACGAGGGACUGCAAAGAUGGAAUCAAUACCUGCAACUUGUGACAUAUGAGUUCAUGUUGUGAUAAGUAUUGGUAUAUACUCUCCCACUGGCUGGCACAUUUGAACUCAGAGGAACUUCACCCAGGGUUUGUCAUUAGGCAUACAAUCUUGAUAUUGCUUGUUAUAGCAUGUUCAAUUGAUUACACGUUCAUGUGAAUCAUGUGCCCUCCUUUUUUUUGUAUAAUUUAUUCUUCUUGUGCUCAAAUCUCCAAGAUCCAGAUAGUUACUUGAACUUACUUCUUAAUAGCCCUUUUGCAGUAUGCCAACAUCUCUGCUCUCUAAGUCCCCCAUUUAGUUAGCUGGGGAUUUGUGUCUGUUCCCAUAUGAGUGUUGCUGAAUGUUCUUAUGUUGGAAACGAAUUUUCAGUUAACUUAUAUACAGUGCAAUUUACUGUUA
Messenger RNA from Brachypodium distachyon (stiff brome), 2329 nucleotides. RefSeq lists its product as uncharacterized. Bases 164 to 1936 code for a protein of 590 amino acids. The transcript has a single exon. Gene Ontology annotation, cellular component: Golgi apparatus. NCBI's taxonomy places the organism in Eukaryota, Viridiplantae, Streptophyta, Magnoliopsida, Poales, Poaceae. The record is from RefSeq and is a predicted model, not a curated record.